GUGUUGUAGGAAAGGCAACGGCCCGUCACCGCUGGCUGCAAAAUGUGAGAGCAUCAUUGUCCCUCUUCCCCUCCCUCUCAGGGUUUUCUUAGGGGCGGCACCCUGGGUGCCACGGCGGGGCGGCCGUGCAGCGGGCUCAGCUGUGCACACGCCAACAGUUACACAGGAAAUUUCACAACGGGCUUCCUUUCCACCUAAGCCUGAGUGGAAGCUGUGGUCGCCUGCGCGGAGGUGGAGUUUGCAGAAUUUGCAUCGGGUGACGGUCGCUCCAGCCGGUCGGCGGGCCACGCAGACAAACGGGCACCGUUGCCACUUGCUGGAGAGAUGCUAUCGCAGGCCCAGGCGUCUGCACACAGCGGCCACGUCCACAAGCGAUUUGCGUGGCCAGGGCUGGCACGCUGCUGUCUGGCCCCGUGAGUGCCUGGCUCCGAGGCACCUGGAGACCCUCUACGCUGUCACCUGUGUCUUCUGCUCCUCCUGCUGCUUCUGAACAGACCCCGGUGGGGCCGGCAGAGCCGCCCCAGGAUGCAGCCCCCCGCGAACGGCAGCGCGGGCCCCGACAACGCCACGCUGGAGAUGCUGCGCGACCCGGCCAUCGCGGUGGCCCUGCCCGUCGUGUACUCGCUGGUGGCGCUGGUCAGCAUCCCGGGGAACCUGUUCUCGCUGUGGGUGCUGUGCCGGCGCAUCGGGCCGCGCUCCCCGUCCGUCAUCUUCAUGAUCAACCUGAGCGUCACCGACCUGAUGCUGGCGGCCGUGCUCCCGUUCCAGAUCUACUACCACUGCAACCGCCACCACUGGGUGUUCGGGGUGCUGCUGUGCAACGUGGUCACGGUGGCCUUCUACGCCAACAUGUACUCCAGCAUCCUCACCAUGACCUUCAUCAGCGUGGAGCGCUUCCUGGGCGUCCUGUACCCGCUCAGCUCCAAGCGCUGGAGGCGCCGCCGUUACGCGGUGGCCGCGUGCGCCGGGACCUGGCUGCUGCUGCUGGCCGCGCUCUCUCCCCUGGCGCGCACGGACCUCACGUACCCGGUGCACGCGCUGGGCAUCGUGACCUGCUUUGACGUCCUCAAGUGGUCCAUGCUCCCCAACCUGGCCAUGUGGGCCGUGUUCCUCUUCACCAUCUUCAUCGUCCUGUUCCUCAUCCCCUUCCUGGUCACCGUGGCCUGCUACACGGCCACCAUCCUGAAGCUGCUGCGCACAGACGAGGCGCACGGCCUGGGGCAGCGGAGGCGCGCGGUGGGCCUGGCCGCGGUGGUCUUGCUUGCCUUCGUCACCUGCUUCGCGCCCAACAACUUCGUGCUCCUGGCGCACAUCGUGGGGCGGCUCUUCUACGAUAGGAGCUUCUACCACAUCUACAAGCUCACGCUGUGUCUCAGCUGCGUCAACAACUGCCUGGACCCCUUCGUGUACUACUUCGCUUCUCGGGAAUUCCAGCUGCGCCUCCGGGAGUACCUGCGAUGCGGAUGGGUGCCCGCGGACCCCCUGGACGCUCGCCCAGAGAGCCUCUUCUCCGCCAGGACCACGUCUGUGCGCUCCGAGGCCGGCACGCGCACAGAGGGGCCGGAGGGAGCCUCCAGGCCCAGCCUUAAGAGGCAGGAGAGCGAGUUCUGAGUCCUGGGGCGCAGCUUGGAGAGCCGGGGGCGCCGCUUGGAGAGCCGGGGGCGCCGCUUGGAGAGGCGGGGGAAACAGCUUGGAGGCCCGGGGGCGCAGCUUGAAGAGCCGGGGAAGGCAGCUUGGAGAGCU
This is a messenger RNA of Cebus imitator (Panamanian white-faced capuchin), 1743 nucleotides long. It is a transcript of the gene P2RY8, whose product is annotated as P2Y receptor family member 8. Gene Ontology annotation, biological process: phospholipase C-activating G protein-coupled receptor signaling pathway; positive regulation of Rho protein signal transduction. The record is from RefSeq and is a predicted model, not a curated record. The transcript has 2 exons. Gene Ontology annotation, cellular component: membrane. Bases 526 to 1611 code for a protein of 361 amino acids. Lineage: Eukaryota; Metazoa; Chordata; Mammalia; Primates; Cebidae. Gene Ontology annotation, molecular function: G protein-coupled purinergic nucleotide receptor activity.